Pygocentrus nattereri (red-bellied piranha) is the source of this 4469-nucleotide messenger RNA. It is a transcript of the gene pald1a, whose product is annotated as phosphatase domain containing paladin 1a. Bases 1 to 2628 code for a protein of 875 amino acids. The record is from RefSeq and is a predicted model, not a curated record. The transcript is spliced from 19 exons. Lineage: Eukaryota; Metazoa; Chordata; Actinopteri; Characiformes; Serrasalmidae.
AUGGGUACAACUGCCAGCGCUGCGCCCCCAACCACGCCUGAGAGUUUCCACGGCAACGGGAUGAUGGACGGCAGGCAGUCACUAGGCAACGCCUCCUUAAAGACGGUCAGCAUCCACAACAGCAAGGCCAAGUCCAUCAUCACCAACAAGGUGGCCCCCGUCGUCAUCACUUAUAACUGCAGGCAGGAGUUCCAGAUCCAUGACGAACUGCCGAGGACUCAUUAUAAAGUGGGGCGGAUCUCCGACACCAUGCCUGAACACUUCCUGGUGCAGGGCUCGUACUUCAUGGUGCUGGACGUGUUCAGCAAGGCGGACGUCCUCAACACGACGGGUUCGUGCGGCGCUCCAAACUUCCGCCAGAGCAAAGGCAGCUACCCGCUGUUCGGCAUGGGCCAACCCAGCCUCACUGGUUUCCAACAGGUCCUGCAGAAGCUGCAGAGCCAAGGCCACGAGGAGGUGAUUUUCUUCUGUGUGCGUGAGGAGCCGUUGUUAUUUCUGCAUUUGGAGGAGAACUUUGUUCCCUACACCCCACGGAGGAAGGAGAACCUACAUGAGAACCUGCAUGGCCUGAGCAAGGACGUUCCAGUGGAAACCUUGGAGCUCAAUAUCCGGAAAGAGCUCCAUGACUUUGCCAGGCUGAAUGAGAAUGUGUUCUACGUCUAUAACGACAUCGAACAUUUUAAAGACGAGCCCCAGAAAAUCUCCAUCUCCUGUGAAGAGGACAUCCACGUCACUGAGGAGGUCUACAAGAGGCCGCUCUUCACCAUGCCUGCAUACAGGUACUACCGACUGCCCCUGCCUAUGGAGGGCGCACCGAUGGAGGAGCAGUUUGAUGCCUUUGUGAACAUGUUAAGGGAGAACCCCUCUCUCUCUCUGAAUCGGGACGAGUCCAGGCCGCUCCCUGCUCUACUGUUUAGCUGUCAGGUCGGCGUUGGUCGUACUAAUCUGGGGAUGAUUCUGGGAACGCUGGUGAUGGAAAGACUGACAGGAGCUCCACCCCCUCCACAGUCACCCCCACCACCAUCACCCACUGACACACAAACUGAGGAAAUGGUGAAGUCUGAACUGAAAGCCCAGUUCCAGGUCAUCCAGACCCUCAUCAGCAAGCUGCCCAAUGGUCAGCAGGUCGUAGAUGAGGUGGACCGUGCUAUUGAGCUGUGCUCUGAAAUGCACGACAUUAAAGGAGCCAUUUACGAGAACAAGAAGAAGCUAGAAGCCAUCGGAGAGGAUUACCAAUCUCAGGGAAGCAGCACUAAACUGUACUUCCUCCAGAGGGCGCUGCAGAGUCUGGAGCGCUACAUCUACCUGAUACUGUUUAACACUUACCUGCACCAACAGUAUCCACUGGCAUUUGCUUGCAACUUCAGCCAAUGGCUGUGCUCGAACGCCUGGGUGUACCGCCUCCUGUCCUGCAUGAACCAAUCAGAGCUCAGAGCUCCUGCUGACCUCGUCACUAAGGGAGCCAGAGUACUGGUCGCUGAUGAAUACUUGGCUCCUGAUGUCCUGAGCACCGUUAAGGAGAUGAAGGUAGCGAAUUUCAGACGGGUGCCCAAGAUGCCGGUAUACGGAAUGGCACAGCCCACAUCCGAGGCUACAGGAGUGGUUCUGUCAUAUCUGACAGACGAGAAGCGGAAGCACCAGCACGUUCUGUGGGUGAACGUUCAGGAGGAGCUGGUUUUGGAGGCUAAUGGUCAGAUUUUCUGUCCCAGAGAGCCGUCCUGUCUGGAUCAGCACAUCUCGCUCCACACUGCCCAAACGCAGGACGUAGAGAGGUUGGAGGCGACUCUGAAGGAGGAGAUCCUGAAGGCUCAGAAGUGGUUGGAGGUGACUCUGGAGCAGGAGAAGCAGAUGAAGAUGUUCAAGAGCUGCCAGACUGUGCAGGAGAUCUUCAACCAGCACAAGAGCUCUAACCCAGGACUGGAGUACAAGCGCAUCCCUCUACCAGAGUGUGCAGCACCUACAGAACAGGACUUUGACGGUUUGCUGGAGGCGAUGAAGAGUGUGCUGGCUGAAGAUUCUCGAGCUGCGUUCGUGUUUAACUGUUCAAACGGGAGAGGCCGGAGCACCACAGCCAUGACUAUAGCAGCCCUGACGCUGUGGCAUUUUAACGGCUUCCCGGAGUUUGGAGAAGAGGAGAUCGUGAGUGUUCCCGAUGCUAAAUACACCAAGGGCGAGUUCGAGGUGGUGAUGAAGCUGGUCAGGAUUCUCCCCGAUGGUCACAGAAUGAAGAGAGAGGUGGACAUGGCGCUGGACUCGGUCAGUGAGACCAUGACGCCGAUGCAUUACCACCUCAGAGAGAUCAUCAUCUGCACGUACAGACAGAUGAAGAAUAGUAAGAGUGAGCAGGAGAGCCGCUCACUGUUGCUGAGGAGUCUGCAGUACCUGGAGCGCUACAUGUACCUGAUCCUCUUCAACACCUACCUGCACCUGGAGAAGAAAGACUCCUGGCAGCGCUCCUUCAGCACCUGGAUGCAGCAGGUGGCGGCCCGGGCCGGAGUUUACGACCUGCUGAACCAGCUGGGCUUCUCCGAGUUUGAGAACCUGAAAGACUCGACUCUCGCGCGCCUCCGCUUCCGCUGGCAAGAGCAAAACCUCCAGAACCUUCCCUUCAGAGGAGAACUCAUCUGAGAGAGAGAGAGACAGAGAGAGAGACGCACUGUUACCUGUGAACGAAGAAAACGAGCGUAACCUGAGGAUGCUGUGCAUUUAUUUGAUCACUGUGCAUUCAGAACAGUUUUAGUUUCAAUACUCGUCGCUUUUUUGAAUUGCUGUCGUCGUUAGAUUGUUUUUGUUUGUAGUGGAUUCAUCCAGGACACACGCUAAACCUUUAACACCACCUGCAGCUGUUUUAACGCUUUAAACUCCAGGCCUGUUCAUCUUAAAGCAAUAGUCCAAAGAUUUACCCCUAUCGUCCCAAAUAUAGUCAACCCUAUAAGAUAUCGCCGCUGCCCAGAGGGAAAAAGUCUCUAAAAUGGCAAAAGCAUUUUAAUUAUGAAUAUAAUUUAAUGCAUUUUAUUGCAUGCCAUUUUGGAUCAUUUCUAAAGGUCCACGUUCGUCAUGAAAUACAGGGAGAUUCACUCGAAAGAGGCCCCAAAUAUUCUGUAACAACUCUCACUAGGAUGAAGCUAUCUGAACGAAACGAUGUGCAACGAGCUCCUGAGUGUAUGGAGCGUCGAACAGGCCUGGAUCCCCCUGCGUCGGGGCGAUGGGGUAGGCGCCGGACAGCCAUCGCCACAUUUUACCUCUGUAAUGCUUGCCGAUACAUUCAGAACCAUGGAGCAUCGAAAUGACUCUGAACAACGGAGAUCACGUCCAGCAUCGCAUGUAAUGCGCUCGAUUACACACACGUCAAGGUAUGUAGCGCAUUUAUGGUUCAGAUCGCUUCAGAACAGAAUAUUCCAGGCCUCUUUUGAGUGAAUCUCCCUGUAUAGUAAUACAACAUAAUGGGCAACUGGUUUCCUCAAAUGAAGGACAGAAAAAUUAAAAAAUGAAUUGUUUUCUUUCGAACAGCGACGAUGUAUUCAGUGUCUGAACUUUGCUUCUUUAGUUUUGCACCAGGUUAAAAUUGCUAACAGUAAAUGGAAGCUCAUACCCCACCCAUCAGCAUGCUACCUUACUUCGUUCCCGUUUUCCUCGGUCCUGAAAUGGACUGAAAUGGACUCAGUCUUGCAGUUUCUGACACUGAAAUCUAUUAAAAAAACGAUGCUAGUGUUUUUAGCUAUGCUAACACACUUCGUAGUCCAUGUUUAUACCUAACAGUGAGUCUUACCAGCGUCAGGAACCAAGUAAUCAAGUCUAUUAGAGACGCUGAACACCUCUUGAACGCUGAACACAAGCUUGUGCUUAUUUAAGCAGGCAGUUAGCACAAUGCUAAUCAGCCUUGUAGCUCCAGUGCUAAAGCUAAAGACGCUUCAGACACCACACAUGACGUAGCUGAUCCACGACGUUGCGCGUAGAAUCUGUGGACGUGAGCUUUCGACGUCACCACCGUUCCACGGCGUCCUCCCCCCGACCCCUCAGGGCUCGCUCACACUUGCGUGAAGUCCUGUCAAACGGUUACGUCCUCACGCCGGAGGCAUCGACGGCCGUUGAGCCAGUUGAGCAGUAUUAGGUUCGUGUUUUUAUGUAAAGGUCCACAUUCAUGAUCGUGCUUGUGUUGAAACCGUCAUAAAUGUGAGUUUUUCCCUCAUUUCAUUGCCAUUUCACGGAUCUGUCCCUGAAUCCCAGCUUGGAACGACCCGAUCGUGCUUUUAUUCCCGUGUUUAAUGUGUCUGUUUUAGCUUGUAUAGUUUAUUAAUCCUGAUUUUUCACUCAUUUGCCUUUUUAAAAUAAUUGUUGUUGUUAUUGUUGUUGAAUAGAUUCCUGAAGAAACCACUGUUGCAUUUAGUUUUUUGUUUUGUAAAGGAGCGUUACAGUAUUUUCAGACGAGAUGUUUUUUGCACGCUCCAUUAAAGGUUUCUUACCUCUCA